Melospiza melodia melodia is the source of this 1040-nucleotide messenger RNA. It is a transcript of the gene PRRG4, whose product is annotated as proline rich and Gla domain 4. Bases 351 to 1025 code for a protein of 224 amino acids. Lineage: Eukaryota; Metazoa; Chordata; Aves; Passeriformes; Passerellidae. The transcript has 6 exons. Gene Ontology annotation, cellular component: plasma membrane; extracellular region. Gene Ontology annotation, molecular function: calcium ion binding. The record is from RefSeq and is a predicted model, not a curated record.
GGCUGAUCCUCACCUGAUCCGCACUGCCGGGGGAAGGCUGAUCUACACAGUAAGGAAGAGACUGAUCCACACCUGACCCACACCGCCAGGGGAAGAAGAGUCAGAGAAGAGUUGAUCUACACCUGAUUCACACAGCCAGGAAGAGGCUGAUCCACACCUGAUCCGCACAGCCCGGGAGAGGCUGUCCCACAUCUGAUCUACACAGCCCAGGGAAAAGGCUGUCCCAGCUCCUCAUCCACACAGCCAGGAAGAGGCUGAUCCUCACCUGAUCCGUACAGCCAGGAAAAGGCUGUCCCACCCCUCAUCCGCACGGCCGGGGGAAGGCUGUCCCGCCGGGACAGAUCCCGGCCAUGCUCGCCGUGUUGGUGCUGCUGUGUCAGCUGCGUGUGACGGUGCUCGCCUUUCCUCACUGCCCUGGCGGAUCAAAGGACUCGGAGCAACCGGAAUGGAAAGAUGUGUUCACAUCUGCAAGGGAGGCCAAUUUAUUCAUUGGACGACAUCUUCUGAACAACAGAUUUGAUUUUGAAGCAUUCACAGCCGAUAACCUGGAAAGGGAAUGCAAUGAAGAACUGUGCAAUUAUGAAGAAGCAAGAGAAAUUUUUGAAGACCCUGAUAAAACGAUGGAUUUUUGGAAAGACUAUUCAACUAAAGGCCCUAACAUAAAAUUAGGUGAUGAGGCACUGCAGAAGAUUAAUGUCACAGGGCUGCUCAUCAGCCUGGUUGCUGCUGGAGUGCUGUUGGUUAUAAUUGCACUGAUUGUCUUCUACUGCUGCAAGAGCAGAUGCAAAUCAAGGCAGCCACCAGGGUACAUGGGUUAUGCGAGGAGCAGAAGAAGGAAUUCAGCCAACAUCUUCAGGAGGCACGAGGAGUUCUCCUUGAGCCCCCUUCCCGAGGACCCGGAGCUGCCCACCUACGAGCAGGCAGUGGCCUCUGAUGGCCAGCACGCCGUGCCCCCACCCCCUUACCCAGGGCCCCCCAGGCACCCCCGGCUCUUCAGAAAGUCCAUGUCCCUCCCUGGCCCCUAGGCACGCACCUGCUGC